GCAGUUUGGUUAUAAUUUUACAAUAGCAUAUUGCAAUAAUAUUUUUAUGUUUUGAAUAUUUCCAAAUUUUAUUUAUAUUUAAGUGAACGAUUUAUUUAAUCAAACAAUUGUUGCAUAGAUGUUGUAGUAAUUUAUUUGUGAUUUUUAUUCCGCAAUUUGUAUUCAUUCAAAAGUUUGGCUUGUCUAAAAUGAAUCCUGCUGUGGAGGCAGCUCCCCCUGAAGACAAGCGAGGCGAUGACAGAUGGAUGUCUAUGCAUAAACGUUUCUUAAUCGCGGCCCGGGAGCAAGAACCUGAUGUUCUCUUCCUUGGUGAUUAUGUUGUAAGCAUGGCAGCUCAUACAGAAAUGUGGGAAAAGUUGUUUGUUCCAUUACAUUGUCUAAACCUAGGCAUUGCAGAGGAUGAAACUCAGAAUGUCUUAUGGCGAAUUCAGAAUGGAGAGAUAGAUGCUACUGACCCAAAGGUGAUAGUUUUAUCUAUAGGAGCAAAUAAUAUCUCUCACUCAGCUGAGCAAAUAAUUGCUGGCAUUUUAAGCUGUGCUAAUGCAAUACUUGAGAAGAAACCCAGUGCAACUCUUAUAAUAUUGAAACUUUUGCCAUGUGGCCGGCAGCCAAACCCUUUGCGAGCUAAGCUUCAAGAAGUGAAUCAUAAAUUAAAGGCUGCUUGUCAGGGGUUGUCAAACACUCAGGUUGUUGAUAUCGAUCCUGGUUUUGUACAGCCUGAUGGAUUAAUAUCCCAUCAUGACCUCUAUGAUUAUCUGCAUCUUACCAGAUCUGCCUAUAGUAAAUCUUUUGAAGUUUUAUAUGAUCUAUUGCAACAAAUUUUGACAGAUUGCGUUGAUGCUCAGGAGACUGAAUGAAUUUGAAGUAUAGGUAGAAAAAAAGUUCUUCUUCAUUUGCUUAUGUGAUAUUGUUCCUAUAUCAUUUGAUAUCUGUUGCCUGUACUCAUGUAACGUUUUGUUGAUGUUUAAAAUUCUGAAAAAGUGUGCAAGGUUAUUCUCGGAGAUCUUCUGUAAAUGUAGCACAAAGGGCAUGAUCUCAUUUCUUGAUUAAUUGCAUCAGAAUAAGGAUAAAAAAAUUUCAAUUUCUGUAUUUAAUUAUUUUUUUUUUUUUGUUUGAGUUUUUGUAUAUACAUGUCAUUUUAGGUUUGUUCAGUUUGAGUUAGUUAUAUCUUGUCCUUUCUAUUUUUAUAACUUAUUUUGUGGUCAAUAAGUAUUGAUAAAACAGAAUUGUUUAAUUUGAUUCAUAACUUCUAAUCUUGGUUUUAGUUUUUGCGAUGAACAGUUGGUAUUAACGCUGGAUAAAGAAUGUAAUUAAACUUAAUGUUAAAGUCCAAUUUAUGGUUCUUUAAUUAUAUGUUUGCUUGAUAUGUCUUGUUAUGUUUAUUUAUGAGAUAAACUGGUAUUUAUGUUGAUGAUUCUUUUUUAAUAUCUGACUCGUUUAUUUACUGAUAGAUUUGUUGAAAUUUCAGAGUUAUUUUAAUGCUACUAAAAUUAACUGUACUAUUUAAUGACAGUGUCUAAAUAAUAAAAUGUCGAUUAAUCCAUUUAAUAACCUUAGAACAUAUUAUGUAAUAAGUUUAUGCAUAUUAUGUUCUAAGUUAUGCUAAGUUUAUGCAUCAUAUUAUCAUCUAAGUUUAUGUAUCAUAUAACAUACUAUGAUAUUCUAAUAACUUUAGAAUAUCAUACUAUGUUAUAUUUUAUUUGUCUAUAUAGGAUGUUUUGUGAGAAAGUCCUGGAACUACGUUUCUAUUAUGAUUGGAUAUUGAUCAAUUAAAGGUGCUUGAAUUUUUAUUGGGAUGAUAUUAAUUUAUUAACUUUCAAUAUUAUAAUUGCCUGAAAGUGUUUUUUGCAUGGUUAUAUCAGGCAAUGCUUUCUUUUUGUUACAAGAUGGAAAAAUUUUUAUGUCUUAUCACUUAUAAUUAUUUGAUUUUUUCCCUCAUUAUGUUAUGAUUUUUUUAAUAUGUGUUGUAAUCAAUUAGUAAUUGAGAACAAUACAUAUUUUAGCUCCAUCUCAUUUUUGUAAAGAAUUGUAUCUUGCUAGGUUCCUCUCAAGUUUUAAAGUCACAGUAUUUUGCUACACAUAUAAGCAAAUCAAUAUAAUGAAUUAUGUGAGUUAGAGCUUAGAAUUAAAAAUAUUUUUUAAAAUCUAAUAUUGGAAAAUGCGUGCUUUUUUUUUUUUUUUUUUUUUCGUUUGUUUCACUGGAUUUUAGGAAAUUUCUGUUUCCGAUUAUUUUUAAACUUUUCUUUGAUUACUUGUAAAUCAUGCAUGUAAAGACAUGGAGAGAGAUUUAAAAGAGAUUAAAAUUUAUUUCUUCCUAUUUCUUUUUCUAUUAAUCUUUCCAUGAUGUAAAAUGGGACCAUUGAAUUGUAUAUUACUUCAAAAGUAAGACAUUGUAUAUUACUUCAAAAGUAAUGUAUUUUUUGACUGCUUUUAUGUACAGAUAGAUUUUAUUUGGAGACUUUCAGUAUUUCUAGCAAUAUGUUGUCAUUCUGAAGUUCUCAUGGUCAAAAACAUGUUUCCUUGAUUUUUCCCUCCCUAUAUUUUUUAAUUUUGAAGUUAAAAACUAAAUGAAUGGACAUUAAAUAUGUAAAUUGCCAGUUUUAGUUCAUUCUUUUAAGCUUAAAUUUAUGUAAUAUAUAUUUGAACUAUCAAUUUUUAAUAAUUGGCAAAUUAAAAUAUGAGAAGUGCAUAGAUUUUUUAAAACUAUGUUCCUCUCAUUUUCUGGCAUUUGUUAUGUGAUUAUAAUUGUAAACUCUUUGUUAUUACAAAAAAUUGAAUUUGAUGUAUUUUUGUUUUAUUUGUUAAUAAUCUUUUUGUUUGGAUAUUUUUAAUGGUUGUAAAGAAUUUAUAUGGUUGUGCUAUUUUCUGUCAAAUGGAUAAAGUUGAUUGAAAAUUGUAAUUUCUGCAUUGAAAAAAAGAAUUGUUUAGUUAUAAGUUAUAUUAAUGUUUUCAAAGUUUUAUAAAUUUGUUAUAAUUGACCUUAGACAAAGCAUUUUUAAUUACAAUGCUCUUAUUUUGUAUCAUUACCUAUAGAAUUUUCUGAGAAUUUGAUUAUUUCAUUGUGGUGUUCUAAAUUUAAAUGAAUGGUUUUGUUACUUUAUUUAUUUAUAAGGUAAAACUCAAAUUAUAUGAAUUAAGUAGGAUUUGAUCGAAAUAAUUGAGGUAAACGAAGAGCAUGGGUAUUUCUUUAGAAUAGGAUAUUUACAUAUAACAUGUUAAUUUAAAGAAUAAAAAUAAUAUUAUUGCAUUCUGUAUACUUAUAUACUGUAAAAGUGAUCUGAAUAAUUGUAGUUCUAUUGUUAUAGGAAUGAUGCAUGCAAUUUCACAUUUAAAUUUGUCUUGGAUCAUUCCUCCUGACACAUUUCUAGACUACACCAUUUGCUCAGUAAUACAUUUUUUUGUAACACCUUUGCCAUAAAAAGUGCAUGGCACCUUGAGCUUCUAUGGUUUGUUUUUAGAAAAAUAUGCUGUACUAUAAGAAAUCAAAAACUCUUUCUGAUGGUAAUUGCUGUUUGGGAAAUGUAUGUGAAAAUUUGAUUAUUUAAAUGCUUAAAAAACACACACAUUUUACAAAAGUAUGUAUUUUUCGUUUUCAAUCCACAUAAUUUUUAGCGGCUAUUUUCUUUUUAGUAUCUUUCUGAUUUUCCAUCAUUUUAAUAACCCCUCCCUCGAAAAAAAAAAAAAAAAAAAAAAAGAAGCUAAAGUUAAAGUAACAAGAUAAAUCUGUUGCUUUAACUGUCUUAAAUAAUGUAAUUUGAUCUUUUAGCAUUGUUCGAAUUUCUAUUCUACAAAUCAUCUUUCUGUUAUGUGUUAUAUAAAUGCUCUGAUUAAGAUUUAGACAACUUAUUUUUAAUAAGAAAAAUCGGUCAUUUAUCAGACCACAACGUAUUUGAUUCAUAUAGUUAAGUAUGCGAUAUUGAAUAGAAGUGCUUGUAUUAAAUUUGUAUGACAAAAGAAUUUUGUUUUGUUAUUAAGUAUUAUAUUCUAUUUAUAAAAAAAAAUUAAAUUAUGACGGAGUUGUGGUAAAUUGAAUGUUCCUUUUCCUUGAGGGAAGUUACAAUGAUCAAAUAUUGAUACUGUAGCUUAAGAUUUAGAUUCAUAAAUAAACAAUGAGAAAUAUUUUCAAAAAAUUAUUACAUUUAUGCAGUAGUGUCAACAUAAUUUUGUAUGUUUUAGUAAUGAAUCAUUUUUUCUAAUUAUGGCCUCUUCUUAUUCAUGGUCUUAUUGUAAAAAUGAAAUCUAGAAAAUAUGAUGCAAGUUUGAUAAGAUGAAAAAAGUACUACUAUUGGAUUUUCAAAUUCAUUUGUGUAUUUUGUAGACGAAUUUGAAAGUUAACUUAAAAUUAUUUUUUAAUAUUGAUGAAUUUUGUAAUUUUUCUAUAUUAAUGACUAAAAUAAAAGCGAUAUAAAGAAGAACCAUAACAUAAAUUAGUUACAAGUUUGGGUAAAGGGAACAGUUUUAUGUUCUUGUGAGUAAUUGCACUGAAUAAUGACAAUCUCAAUCAAACUAAUUUCUUUGCAAUUUUGUAUUAAAUUUUCUCAAUGUUUUUAAUUUAUGUUGAGAUAAAUUACUUAAUAAUUUAGGAUGCAUUUAAAAAAAAUCAUUACUUGUUUUCUUAUGAAAAUUGAAAUUUUUAAAUUUCCUGUUUUUCUUACCUACUUUUCUGUGGAAAAGAUCUCUAGAUCCCAUUCCAUUUAUUUUUAAGUGUAAAAGUACAGUCACACUUAAAAAUAAAUUAGAAAACAAAAUAUUAAUUGUAAUCGAAAUCAAAUUCUGUCAAUUGAAAAUAAUCAUUAAGCAAAUUUUAUUAUUUUCUUUUAAUACAAAGUGAUUUUCACAACCAUUUUUUCUUAUAAAGGUUGGAGAGUUUGAAAGAAGAAGCAUUUGAAAGCUUUCAUAGCCUUAAUGUCUCCCCCCCCCAUAGCUCUACUCGGGGCUAACACUCACUUUAAGAAAUCUAAUAGAAAUAAUAGUAUUGGAGUCGUUAUUACCUCUUAAAUUUUCAAACGGGGAUUUUGGGUGUAUCAUUUUAUAGUACGAAAUGUGUUUUGAAUUCCACAAAAAAAUUUUAUUUUAGAAUUAGUAUUAAAUGCAUUGAAAGUUAUUUUAAAUUUUUGAAAGUAGGAAAGAAGUUUUAUCUUUCAUUUAGUGCACAUCCAUGUUUUUAUUUUCAUAUAUUAUGCACAUUUUAUACUUUUCAUAAUUAAUCAGUAUGCCAUUGAUGUAUUUCUAUUUAAAUUAUGAUAAUUCAUUGAGUAUGAAUGGAAAGCGAGUGCAUUACAUUUAGCAUUCAAUCUUGCACACAUCGACAUUCUAAUACUUGCUUAUUUUUGUGGUUUUGACUUUUUUUAUGUAAAUUUGUAUCAUAUUGCUGAAAUAAAAAUCUUAUAUCCUUUCCUAUUAAGCAUUGGGUAGAUUCAUUAAGUAACCAUGAAUUGUAAGUUGUGUUUAUUUUAUUGAUACCAUUUCCAAGCCUUGAAUUGCUUUAUUUUACUUAGUAUAUGAAAAGGGAGAAAAAAUCACACUACUGUUCAGUGCUUUUGUGUAGUCCUCUGGUGACAUUCUUUGAAUGUAUAAACAAAAGUAAUUUUGAUGUACAUAUAGUAUUGUAUUUGUAGAAUGCCUGUAACAGCUUGUUUGAUUAUGAAUGACUUUUGUUGCCACUUCCUUGAACAUAUUGUCUAUACUUAUAUUUUUCUAUGCUUGCAUUGUCACAAGCUUAUCAAUAUCAUGAAUAAAAAGGUGAUCUUGUUUUAUAAAA
This is a messenger RNA of Argiope bruennichi, 5761 nucleotides long. It is a transcript of the gene Paf-AHalpha, whose product is annotated as platelet-activating factor acetylhydrolase IB subunit alpha1-like. The coding region runs from base 189 to 857 and encodes 222 amino acids. The transcript has 6 exons. NCBI's taxonomy places the organism in Eukaryota, Metazoa, Arthropoda, Arachnida, Araneae, Araneidae. The record is from RefSeq and is a predicted model, not a curated record.